Messenger RNA from Opisthorchis viverrini, 4663 nucleotides. RefSeq lists its product as hypothetical. Gene Ontology annotation, cellular component: membrane. The record is from RefSeq and is a predicted model, not a curated record. The transcript has 19 exons. Gene Ontology annotation, biological process: transmembrane transport; monoatomic ion transport. Lineage: Eukaryota; Metazoa; Platyhelminthes; Trematoda; Opisthorchiida; Opisthorchiidae. The coding region runs from base 64 to 4533 and encodes 1489 amino acids. Gene Ontology annotation, molecular function: monoatomic cation channel activity.
CUGCCAAAAGCCCGCGUAAAGGCUAUAUUCCAACGUUCAACUCAUCAAACAUACAAUGUAACGAUGUUUCUACUAUUCUUCAUGUCGUUGUACGGAUUUCUGGGUGUCCAGUUCUUCGGCGAUAAUCUGAACUAUCACUGUGUGGUCAAAACUGCCAAUGAAAGUAAUAUCACGAAGCGUGACCUCGCUAUUCCUGAUGCCUACUGUGAUCCAACGGGGGAUCGUAAGGAUGCCGAUAAACAGUGCCCUCGAGAUAUGAAAUGCGUCCGUAUCGUGACGUCAAUUGAAGAUGAUGGAGGGUACGCUGGAUUCGAAAGUUUCCACAUCAGCAUCUUUACUGUGUACCAGGCGGCUUCACAAGAAGGUUGGGUGUUCAUCAUGUAUCGUGCGAUGGAUUGUCUAGCCCCGUGGAAAGGAGUGAUUUAUUUUCUGUCAAUGAUUUUCUUCGUUGCGUGGUUAGUGAAGAUUGUGCUCAAGUCCACGGGUUUCAACGUGGUGAUCAUGGUCUUGGUGUUGGCCAAUGCAAUCACAGCGGCCGCCCUACAUUUCAACCAUAACACGAUACGUGAUCCGUCAGCCAGCCAUCUAAGUCAGCUGGAUGGCUUCUACUACGCCGAGAUAUUCGGGCCGGCCAAAAAAUUAGGCAGCCUAAUUCUAUUCACCACCUGUUUCCUCGUGAUUACAUCGACGUUCAGUCUGCAGCUGUUUUCUUCUUUCCAAGCCAUGGAUAGUAGCUUUGAUCGCUUUUCAACUUUUCCCAAGAUCGUUCUAAGUUUGUUUGUUGCCGUGAUUUUGGACAACUUGGAGUUGGAUGAAGAUAUCAAGAAGCUGAAACAGAUGAUUCAGCUCACACGGCUUGUAUCAGACUUCCUGAUGCCUAAAAUAAGAGAUAGUUUCAUGCGGCAGUUUGCUGCCGUUUCGGCUCUUGAAGAAGUGGAGGAUGAGACAAUUGAGGAAAUGCUAUCGAGUAUGACCAGACAAACGCAGCCCACAGAACCUCGUCGUAGUGUUGCAAGCCGUAUCAAGGGAUUCUUUGAACCGGCUCCAAGCAGUGCGCAGUUGGAGACCAUUCGGGCAAUCAAGCGGAAAGUUCAUGGAUUGCAUGGCCAAGAAAAAGUUCGCGCCAUCAUCUACUUAUUGAAAAGCAUGCGCCAUCGCACUGGUAAUGCCCUUGGUGCAUCCAAGUCUUAUCGUGCCAACGGAGAAAUUCGCACAACUGCAGGCCGAGCGGACACUCGGGAACACGAGUCACGAACAAAGUCUGGGGAUGGCUCAAGCCGCGUGGACAUCAAGCUACUCCAGCAAAAAGCACAAAUGGCUGAAAUCAAACGUUACAUGAUGCGAGUUGAAACCAUUGGGCCGGAGUCUGGCGAACACAUUUUGAUGGUUCUUCGUUGUCUCCGACCUUUGCGGAUUUUCUGUUUGGUCCCACAAAUGCGACGCGUGGUAUACGAAUUAGUCCGCGGCUUCCGUGAGAUUCUUAUGGAAAAAUGUGUCGGUCGUUUCCAUCGAGAAAUUUCCGUUACCAAGCUCAAAAGUAUCAAAGGUCCGGGCCCUCGACUGCUGGUUCCUCGCGUAUGGGCCAAUCCGCGUAAUUUCAACUUUGACAACAUCGGCAAUGCGAUGUUAGCUCUGUUUGAAGUACUCUCCCUCGAAGGUUGGGUUGAAAUUCGAGAUGUCAUCAACGAACGCAUCGGCCCAGAAAAAUGUGUCGGUCGUUUCCAUCGAGAAAUUUCCGUUACCAAGCUCAAAAGUAUCAAAGGUCCGGGCCCUCGACUGCUGGUUCCUCGCGUAUGGGCCAAUCCGCGUAAUUUCAACUUUGACAACAUCGGCAAUGCGAUGUUAGCUCUGUUUGAAGUACUCUCCCUCGAAGGUUGGGUUGAAAUUCGAGAUGUCAUCAACGAACGCAUCGGCCCACUUGAUACGCUGGAUGCAUUCCCUGCGGAAAGCACCUUCUGUUUCACCAAAAACAUGUCUCCUGAUCACCUCAUGGUAUAUUCUCUGGUCCCAACUUUCGAGACACCGGUGGUCAAAGACCUGGAGAGUACUCAAGCGGUCACUUUUACUUUGCAAUAUAUGAUGCUGUUCUCCUUAUUUCGUCUAGAAUUACGCCAGGAGCCCGGACAGGACGGUUACUCCGCUAACCCGAUGACCAACAAUCUCGAGAAGAAAAGUGUAAAAUUUCGCUGCCUAAUUUAUGACAUCACGCAACAUAUCGCCUUCAAACGUGCCUCGGCUAUUCUAGUGGUGGCUAACUGUGGGCUACUGUUUUUCCCAGUUACCCUGAAGAUGCUCAUGUUGACAGUCAUUAUGUCGAUGUACAAAUCGCUAUUUAUCAUCACUAGCAUGUUUCUUCUGAUGAUUGUCUAUGCGCUGGCUGGGGUGACACUUUUUGGCUCUGUCAAAUACGGAGACAAUUUAGGAAGGCACGCAAACUUCCACAAUGCAUUCCGCGCCACCGCCCUGCUUACGCGAAUUGUCACAGGCGAGGAUUGGAACAAAAUCAUGCACGACUGUAUGAUCCAACCACCGUUUUGCCGAAUGCGUCCCAACUUCUGGGAGACAGACUGUGGGAAUUUCCGGGCUGCGCUUAUCUACUUUUGUUCGUUCUAUGUGAUCAUCACAUACGUCAUGUUGAACGUACUAGUUGCCAUUAUCAUGGAAAACUUCUCACUGUUCUAUUCGAACGAUGAGGAUGCCAUCAUGAGCUAUAAUGACAUUCGUAAUUUCCAGCUGGCCUGGAAUGUCAUUGACGUGAAUCGAAAGGGUGUGAUCAAAGCUUCCUACGUACGAUUCCUCUUGCGGCUAAUCCCUCGGGAGCGCGUGGGGUUUGACUUGUCCAAGAAAAAAGAUCAGCAGCUCUUCAAGGAAAUGUGUUACGAAGUCGAGACGCUCCGAGGUGGACGAGAAAAAGAUGUCAGCUUCCAUGAUGUGCUCAUGGUCCUUGCCUAUCGGACCGUGGAUAUCACAAAAACGUUGCAGCUGGAAGAACUAAUCGCUCGGGAAGAGUUGGAGUAUGCCAUUGAAGAAGAAGUUGCACGCCAGACGAUUGCGGCCUGGAUCGAGCGAUGUAUUUUCCGAAACCGGCAGAAACAUGGACACCUUAACUUCAAAAUGCAUCAAGCCGCAGACCGCCAAAUGAGCUUGAGCGUGGAUGAGACUGAUGGUACCGAUGGCGUUUCGCAACGUGUCCAACAAAUGACCCCGACAGGGAAAAAGGCGUCCGUGAUAUCCAAUACACUGAAAGCCCGUCGAGAAAGCAGCCGUGCCAUGGAGCAACCCUUUGGAGCCAGCAACGAACGUGCCCACAUGAUAAAUGCCCCUAUGCUAACUCCGACUGCAAACUUGCAACAUUCGGGAAGGCGGCUACGGAAAUCUGUAAGCACCAACAAGGACGAAUGUUUGGCCUUGUUAGAGGCAGAGGAGGGUGAACUUGAUAUGGAGCCCCUGGGAGAAUAUGCUAUUCCUCCACAGCCCCUGGCAACACCUCAGGUCACUACAGAAAAACAACCCAAUAGUCACUUCAAAGCCUCAGCACUUAUCCCAAACUCCUUAGCUGGCGGACGCUCGGCCAAAAUCAACACUUUGGGGAAACCAGGCAGACAUACUCUGGUUCCCACGUUUGUUGAUACGUGCGAAAAUAAAGGUGCUUUGGCAAGAGUGGAUCAGGCUGAUGACAAGGCUUUAGCCAGCUCCAACAAAUCGACAACUGAAAACUACAUCACCGAACAACAUUACACGAAUUUGAGUGAUGAGGAUACCAUGAUCAGUGAUGGACGUCGGUCUAAAACUAACUCAGAUAAAAAGGUACAAAUCACUAAAUCUCGCCGCAGUGUUCCCGGCUAUUCUAGGGUUGCACACCUUCCUGAUGUUGUGGAAGACAGCAACGAACCGAGUGAGUUACAACUGGUUUACACUUGUUCCAACGUUAAAGCGGAAAACGAAGUUGUAAACUUGACAGAAGACUGGGAAACUUUAUCACCUUCGGCGACCACAUUUGAUACUGCCUCAUCCAGGUCACAGACUGAAGAGCGCAAGCGUCAAAAAGUGAGCAUUGACGAAGGUGCGAAAUCGCAAUUGGGUGCCAAUGUCGCCAGCGCGCGUGCUGAUCUAACUGUGAUGGUACCAAGCAAACCAUGGGGGGAUUCUUCGACCGCGGAAAACCAGUCUCCUGUAAAAUUCUGUGAGGAUGUCAAGAACUGGUGGCGAAACCAGUUACAUUCCGGUCCACUCAAAUUACCGUCUGCAGCCCCUUCCUCAUAUGCAGCUGACUCGGUUUCUGGGAAGGACGAUGCUCUUCAGAGUUUGACCACAGCCUACACGAGACAGAAGCCGACCAUCUCGAGGAUUACGUCAAACCUGCCCGGAAAACGACGUUCUGGUGCAGCUUUGGCCAUCAUGCGACGCAAUCAGACCAUACGAAGCAGCAAUUUGAUCGGUACUAGCAUUGAUGAGGAUGUCGACGGAGAUAAUUACUUCGCCGAGUCUGAACAGGAUGAACUAAAACAAAGUAAAACCACCAUGGCAUUGUGAUCAUCUUGAAACGCCAGUAUGUUGUACUUUUCCAUCACAUUAGAAUACCAUGACUUAUGCUUUCUACUCCUUCUGAAUAGGAUGUAAGUGAGCAAUUUACCUGACAUAUUCUCCAGAAACCUCUCUUCCG